AUGGGGAUACGAGGGGGAACUCACAGACACAAGGCGGAACUCACAGAUACAAGGGGGAACUCACAGACACAAGGGAGAACUCACAGACACAAGGGAGAACUCACAGACACAAGGGGUAACUCACAGACACAAGAAGGAACUCACAGACACAAGAGGGAACUCACAGACACAAGGGAGAACUCACAGACACAAGGGGGAACUCACAGACACAGGGAGGAACUCACAGAUACAAGGGGGAACUCACAGACACAAGGGGGAACUCACAGAUACAAGGGGGAACUCACAGACACAAGGGUGAACUCACAGACACAAGGAGGAACUCACAGACACAAGGGGAAACUCACAGACACAAGGGGGAACUCACAGACACAAGGGGGAAUUCACAGACACAAGGGGGAACUCACAGACACAAGGGGGAGCUCACAGACACAAGGCGGAACUCACAGACACAAGGGAGAACUCACAGACACAAGGGGGAACUCACAGAUACAAGUGGGACCUCACAGAUACAAGGGGGAACUCACAGACACAAGGGGGAACUCACAGACACAAGGGAUAACUCACAGACACAAGUGGGACCUCACAGAUACAAGGGGGAACUCACAGAUACAAGGAGGAACUCACAGACACAAGGGGGAACUCACAGACACAAGGGAGAACUCACAGACACAAGGGAGAACUCACAGACACAAGGGAGAACUCACAGACACAAGGGGGAACUCACAGAUGCAAGGGGGAACUCACAGAUACAAGGGGGAACUCACAGACACAAGGGGGAACUCACAGAUGCAAGGGGGAACUCACAGAUACGAGGGGGAACUCACAGACACAAGGGGGAACUCACAGACACAAGGGAGAACUCACAGACAAGGGGGAACUCACAGACACAAGGGGGACCUCACAGACACAAGGGAGAACUCACAGACACAAGGGGUAACUCACAGACACAAGGGGGAACUCACAGACACCAGGAGGAACUCACAGACACGAGGGGGAACUCACAGAUACAAGGGGGAACUCACAGACACAAGGGGGAACCCACAGACAAGGGGGAACUCACAGACACAAGGGGGACCUCACAGACACAAGGGAGAACUCACAGACACAAGGGAGAACCCACAGACACAAGGGGGAACUCACAGACACAAGGGGGACCUCACAGACACAAGGGAGAACUCACAGACACAAGGGGUAACUCACAGACACAAGGGGGAACUCACAGACACCAGGGGGAACUCACAGACACGAGGGAGAACUCACAGACACAAGGGAGAACUCACAGACACAAGGGGUAACUCACAGACACAAGGGGGAACUCACAGACACCAGGAGGAACUCACAGACACGAGGGGGAACUCACAGACACAAGGGGGAACUCACAGAUACAAGGAGGAACUCACAGACACAAGGGGGAACUCACAGACAAGGGGGAUCUCACAGACAAGGGGGAACUCACAGACACAAGGGGGAAGUCACAGACACAAGGGGGAACGCACAGACACAAGGGGGAACUCACAGACAAGGGGGAACUCAGAGACACAAGGGGGAACUCACAGACACAAGGGGGAACUCACAGACAAGGGGGAACUCACAGACAAGGGGGAACUCACAGACACAAGGGGGAACUCACAGACACAAGGGGAACUCACAGACAAGGGGGACCUCACAGACACAAGUGGGACCUCACAGACACAAGGGUGA
Messenger RNA from Mizuhopecten yessoensis (Yesso scallop), 1701 nucleotides. Its product is annotated as filaggrin-like. The coding region runs from base 1 to 1701 and encodes 566 amino acids. The record is from RefSeq and is a predicted model, not a curated record. The transcript has a single exon. NCBI's taxonomy places the organism in Eukaryota, Metazoa, Mollusca, Bivalvia, Pectinida, Pectinidae.